AUCCUAAUCGUCGAUUUUUGAGGGAGGAAUUUAUAGAAGGGGUUGAGGAAUUUAUUACGCAUGCAAUGUCACUUGAACCGUUUCGGAUUUAAGGGUUGAUUAGGUGUCCUUGUGUGAAGUGCAAGUGUUUGCAUUAUUUUGGACCAGAGGAUGUUAAGACUCAUCUUUAUCAAAAAGGGUUUAAGGAUAAUUAUUUUGUGUGGACUAGUCAUGGAGAGAUUGAUGGUAUUGAUGGUGUAUUUCAUAAUGUAGUUGGUCAAAGUAGUAGGUUGGUGGGGAAUAAUGUUCAACAUCCGAGAUACCAUGAAAUGGUUGCGGAUGCUCUAGGGAUGCACUUCGAUUUUGAAACCAAUGAAAGUGUUGAACAACCUCCUAAUGAAGAAGCAAAAUAUUUUUAUGAACAUUUAGAGGCUGCUAGUCGUCCACUAAAACAAGGGAGUAUGCACUCUCAGUUGUCUAUUGCGGUUAGAUUAUUAUGUAUCAAAUCAGAUAUCAAUAUUUCUCAAGCAGGAAUGGAUUCUUUCAUUGGCCUUAUGAGUGAACUAGUUGAGCCAGAUUUCAACAUACCUGAAGAUUUCUAUAAGGCUAAAAGAUUGGUUUCUAAGUUAGGACUCUCGUUUAUGAGAAUUGAUUGUUGUGAAGAUGGUUGCAUGUUGUAUUAUAAGGGUGAUGCAGAUUUAGAAAGUUGUAAAUUUUGUGAAAAAUCUCGUUUUAAGCGGCUUUCCAGCGGGAAGAAUGCUGUUGUGAAGUCGAUGCAUUACUUACCUUUUAUUCCUAGAUUAAAGAGGUUGUACGCAUCGAUGAGUUCCGCUCCUCAUAUGAGAUGACACUAUGAAAAUAGAAGGCCGCCCGAUAUUAUGUGUCAUCCUUCAGAUGGGGAAGCUUGGAAGCAUUUUGAUAGGACGUAUCCGGAUUAUGCUAGUGAACCGAGGAAUGUUCGAUUGGGUUUGUGUGCUGAUGGUUUCACGCCAUUUUCUGUUUCUGCAACACCAUAUUCAUGCUGGCCGGUCUUUAUUACUCCGUAUAAUCUUCCGCCUGAAAUGUUUAAGAGUAGUUCAUAUAUAUUUCUAAAUUGUGUUAUUCCCGGUCCCCGCAAUCCAAAGGGUUUGAUUGAUGUAUAUUUGCAACCUUUGAUUGAUGAGCUUAAAUAGUUGUGGUAUGAUGGAGUUGAGACAUAUGAUAUAUCAACUAAGCAAAAUUUCAACUUGCGUGCUAACUUAAUAUGGACCAUUAAUGAUUUUCCUGCGUAUGAAAUAUUGUCUGGGUGGAUAACUGCCGGAAAGUUAGCAUGUCCUUACUGCAUGGAAAAUGGUAAAGCGUUCACUUUAAAACACGACCGAAAGCAGUCAUGGUUUGAUUGUCAUCGUUAGUUCUUGCCAGUUGAUCAUGAGUUCAGAAGGAUGAAGAACGCAGUCAAAAAGAAUACAGUUGAACAUGAUUUGCCGCCACCAACUUAUUUCGGUGAGAAAAUUUGGGAGAGGGUUCAGAACUUCACUAAAGUUACCGAGGCCCCACCUUCUAGAUUUCCUGGAUAUGGUGUUACUUAUAACUAGACAAAACAGAGCAUAUUUUAGGAGUUGCUAUAUUGGAAGGAUAAUCUUCUCUGACAUAAUCUUGAUGUCAUACAUAUUGAGAAGAACUCUUUUGACAAUUUGUUCAACACAGUGAUGGAUGAUAAGAAUAAGACAAAAGAUAACCCGAAGGCUAGACUGGACUUACAAGAAUAUUGCAGGCGACCUGAGUUACAUUUGCAGUAUGGGAUCAAUGGUAAGUUGUUCAAGCCCAAGGCCAGCUACACAUUCACUUUGGAACAAAGACAACAGAUUUGUGAGUGGGUUACAAAACUAAAGAUGCCCGAGGGCUAUGCAUCGAACAUGGGAAAACAUGCCAAUAUGGUUGAGGGAAAGCUAACUCAUAUGAAAAGUCAUGAUUGUCAUAUAUUCAUUGAAAUCUUAAUCCCUAUUGCAUUUUGUGGAUUGCUUGAAAAUAUAUGGAAACCCAUCACAAAGAUAAGUUUGUUCUUCAAAGACUUAUGUUCUACCACAUUAAGGGAAGAAAACCUAUUUCAAAUGAAUCAAAACAUUCCUGUUAUCAGUAAUAAGCUGGAGAGGAUUUUUCCAUGUGGUUUCUCCGAUGUGAUGGAACACCUGCCAAUUCACCUUGUACAUGAGGCGCGACUUGGAGGCCCGAUUCAAUUUAGGUGGAUGUAUCCAUUCGAGAGAGGAAUAUGAUUGAAGGAUCCAUAUGUGAAGCCUAUCUUGCAAAGGAAACUGCCCAUUUUUGUUCUUACUACUUUGACAGUCAUGUUCCAUGUGCUAGAAAUAGGCCCGAUCGACACAAUGUGGUAAUUGAUAUUGAUCCAUUAUAUCCACCAAUGUCCAUAAUCAACCAGGCCGAGAUUCUAAAGAUCGAGCACAAAGGGGCCUAACUAGUAUGGAGUACAAAUCAGCUUCAAAUCAUGUGUUGCUAAAUUGUCCAGAAGUUCAACCCUUUCUUAAUGACUUCGUGAGUCAAUUUGGUCAUGGUGCUGUAUAUUCUACAUUUGAGGCAUGGUUUAAAGAGUGUGUCAAUAAUCCAAACAACGGUGUUAAUAAAUUUUUGCAAGACAUAUCUUGGGGACCUGCACCUACGGUUAUAACUAUGUCUAAGUUUUGUGUGAAUGGUUACAAAUUUCACACCGAGGAAUGCUCCAAGUAUAAAAAAAGCAAUAAUAGUGGGGUGUGUGUCAAAGGUGGUGAAGGCAACCAGGAUGGGGAAAAUGAUUAUUGUGGUGUGAUCAAAGAGAUUCUAGAAUUGUCAUAUUCUGGUUGGCCAUAUAAGAAGAUCAUACUUUUCCGAUGCAAGUGGUUUGACCCAACACCUAGAAGAGGUACAAAUAUACACUCGCAGUACAACAUAAUUGAGGUUAAUAAAAAGAGGGAGUAUGAUCGCUAUGAUCCUUUAUUAAUUGCAGAAAGAGUUAGGCAAGUGUACUAUGCUCCAUAUCCAUUGCGGAGGGAUAAGGCUGAUUAGUUGGUUGUAAUCAAAACAAAGCCUGUUGGUAGGGUGGAAGUAGAGAAUGUACUAGAUGUUGCUUACCAAAAUGAUACCUCAAGUGUUAACCAAAUGGUAGAUGAUCAGUUAGAAAAUUACUUGGAGCAUCCUCAACGCAUAUUAGAAGAAGUUGAUAUGGAGGAAAUAACAAUCAUAGAAAAUGAGGAUGAAGAAUCACCUAAUGAAAAUGAAAUAAGUGAAGAGGAAGGAUUUUUAGAUGAGGAAGGAUACGUUGACGAAGAUGACUAGCAUGUCAGUUUUUUCAAGCGUUCUUAACUUAUAUAGAUUUAUAUUCUCAAUUCUAACAUUUUCUUUAAUU
Molecule: messenger RNA, 3352 nt
Organism: Nicotiana tabacum (common tobacco)
Lineage: Eukaryota; Viridiplantae; Streptophyta; Magnoliopsida; Solanales; Solanaceae
Source: RefSeq, a predicted model, not a curated record